Didymodactylos carnosus is the source of this 357-nucleotide messenger RNA. Lineage: Eukaryota; Metazoa; Rotifera; Eurotatoria; Philodinida; Philodinidae. The record is from the annotation of a GenBank genome assembly.
AUGGGACGAGCUCGUGCUUAUGUAGUUCAUUUAGAUGAACAAAACGGAAUGUAUGAUUCCAGCGGAUAUGAUUGUGAAGGAUACAAUAAGAAUGAUCGUGAUCAUCAGGGCUUCGACCGCAACGGAUACAAUGAAGCUGGUUAUAAUAAAGAUGGUUAUAAUCGUGAAGGUUUCGACAGUAGCGGAUACAAUGAAGCGGGUUAUAGUAACGCUGGUUAUGAUCGUCAAGGUUACGAUAAAAAUGGUUAUAAUAGCGACGGUUAUGAUCAUCAAGGUUAUAAUAUGGCUGGCUAUAAUAAAGAUAGUUAUGAUCGUCAAGGUUGUGUACGUACACAAUACUAUUGUCCAACGCGUUAA